Molecule: messenger RNA, 6014 nt
Organism: Porites lobata
Lineage: Eukaryota; Metazoa; Cnidaria; Anthozoa; Scleractinia; Poritidae
Source: the annotation of a GenBank genome assembly
CAAUCACCAGUUUCCGACGGUAGAAAAAUUCUGGUGAAGAACUGAUUUACUCUGAUGUGAAGAUAAAAACCUUUUCAAAAGCUUUGCCUAAAGUAUUUAGCGAUACACAAAAUCAGGAACUUGACAUCGAACCUGUAUAUUUAAGGUUAAUUACGAAAACAGAAACAAGGAAAUAUAUUUUCUCCUUGAUUCUGAAGGCGAUUACGAGUGCUUCAUAUAAAUAUCUGUAUUGUAGUGUUUGUAACUUAGGUAAUCUGUUUUCAACUGUUCUUUUGUUAUCAGAUUUUACAGCCCUACAGAAAGACUUUAAAACGAACAUGAGGAACUUGUAUCUGAUUUUCGUCGUUUUGUCUUCGUUCUUAGUUUGGGGAGGUGAGUUGUAAUCUUUGGUUCAUGUGUUUAAAAAUUGAUUAACCUUAGAAUCUAAAUACAAUGGUAACAGAUUACUUCUUAACACUUAAAGAACAAAGGAUAUUCAUCGAGUUUAAAGUGCAGUUAAACUGAGAAAAUAAUUAGUAACAAAAGCCCUACUGUGUAUUCGUUAUUUUAAAAUCGCUUACAGUGAUUAUUUACAAAUGCAUAAGUUAGCGUUUAUUACGUUGAUUAAUGGUGUGGGUGAAUAGAUUUGGAAAUAGAUGUAAUGAAGACUUCAUUCUGUUAAUUGUCGAGUAAAUGGAGCUAUCAAGUUCUAAAGAUAACAAAAUCGCGGAGAUCGAAAUGAUCUCUAUGCUCUCUACUAAAUGUGGUAGUGAAAAUUUCGAAUUCAGUCAGAUUUAUGGUGUGGUUUGGUACUGCAAGUUCCGCUCUGAGGUAGUCGCUGAGUGACAUGGUUUUGUUUUAAAUUGGUUGUAGAGAUUAAUAAAAUAGCUUGUUCCACAGAGCUGCGUGCAAUUCAGAUCAACCAAACUAUUGCUUAGAGAAUGGUUUGAACAUAGUUGUCUUGUCACAGGCGGGUAAGGUGGAAUAUGGUCGCCGGGGAGAGUGUAGUCCUGGAUCGGACAGUUGUUAAUACAGCCUUUGUAUCCGGUGGUAUCGUUCGAGGGACUGGGAAAGUUCUGCAAAGAGCUGCGAAGCCGUGAUGAAAAUGAGGAGGAGAUGCUUCAAAUUUUCUGGCCCUUUCACCGCCAGAAAUGCGCUCUCACACGCGCAAAAAAAACCGCCAGCAAUACAGGCUAUUGUUACAACUGUAACAGUGACUGAUGUAAGGCAACUGCUGUGGAUACCUUAAUUGCAGAGGUAUCAUGUUAUAGCUUCUAGAUUUUAAUUAAGCCAAAGUGUAAUUUAAUAAAUGAAAGUUUAUAGCGACUUUCCGUGGUGAUGUUAUUUUAAAUUUUGUAUUUUCAAUUCAUUGAGAAUUUUUUUGGUUAUUUUUCCUUUGCUUUUAGAAUGCCGAGCAGUGUCAAGAGGUAAUAACAGUCACGCUAAUGAGUUAUUUCUAAGUGAUUUAAUAGAACUAAAGUAAUAGUUAAAACAAAACUUGUCAAGAACAUAAGAGGUUAGCAUGAAAAUGCUGGGAAAAAGAGUGAUUCAACUGUGUCUGCAUUCCAUAUUGAUCUUACACAGGAACUCAUUGAUUACAAGUAAAAGUAAAAAGCGAGACUUUGAAAUUAGUUCUUUUUAAGGGGGGAAUGUCUCUUAAGUUUGAAUAUUUACCUCGUCUUUAUGAACAAAGUCAUUGGAAAAAGGAUACCACAGCUGUAUUAUUGAAAGAUGAAAAUUUUUUGUGAGCCAUGUUUUAUUGACAUCAGAGUGGCCAUGGCAACGUUAUAACGCCCAUUACGUUUUUAAUGAAAAUUGCUCUUCUAUUAGGUUAUGAUAAGCUUAGCUGGCAAAGCGCCCACUUGCCCAAGACACAGAAAGCCAAUACUGCCUCUAAUAACCGGUCUUGGCCAACUUGUCUUAUCCCCAGUGCCCACUCCACACCUCGCUAUUUUCUUGGCCUCCAAAGACAUGCGGGACAUAAGUAUUCUCUCUUCUUAAAGCCGAUCUCUUUAAUAGCGGUUAAGAAUAUAACUGGGCUGAAUUUCAAAAACCUUCGGUACUUAUUAGAGGGAAAACAAAUCGUUGUCGUAAUUUCUAUUUGUAUUGCUUUUGCGCUCUUUUCUGUCGGUGUCAGCGUUUCAACCCAUCUUUGUAUCCGUUGUCGCCAUUGAUUAUCUGUCUAAGUCGAGUUUGGUUUUGUCUGUUUUUUCUUUGGUUGUUUGUUUGUUGGUUUUUGUUGGUUUUUUUUUCUCCACCCUUCACUUCAGUUUUUCAACAAAAUGAAAAACUGUUCUACCUGCAUGUCUACAUAGAAUGUCGUGACAAUUUUCACAACUGUGAGACAUGGAGGAGGUCUGGGCUUUGUCAUGGCACUGCGCAUGCGUUUUACCUCCGGAAUGGCUGCGCAAAAACCUGUGGGUUUUGCAAAAGUAAGUGAUAUUAACGCAUAUUAGGGUAAUAAUGUAUGUGUCUUAGGUCAUAGAUAACAGUAAUAACACAGUCACGUGAAGUCUAGUGAUCAUUUAGGAGUAGAUCUCAGAGUAUUGUGCCCUUAGUAUUCUUGCCCAGACGCCAGGCCACAUCAUUCCGCACGACCUAUUAAUUUUGGGUCACGUGACCGUUCGUCUCGGAUCAGGAACUAGCUGUAAAUGACUUAUUAUUAAACUGAGGUCAUAAGUCCAUGAAACUAAAAAGAAACAAGAGCCAUAAUAGGACCUCUUGAAAGAAAUGGUCUCUUAAAGGAGCUAUGUCACCUAUAACUUAGCGAAACUGGCCACCAAAUUGAAUGAAAUAUAAAAAUAACUGCUUAUUAAACUUUGAAAGGAGGGUAGAGCUCGCAUGGACAAAAUUGAAGACGAUUAAAUGGGAUUUCCAAUUGUUUUUUUUUUUUUUUUAAAUUUUUUAGCUACGUAGCUUUUCAAAGUUGAUCUCUGAUUAUAAAUGAUGUUUUGGGCGCUAAGAAAACACACUCAACUCUUGUGCUAUGAAGCUGUUAUUGUGUUGAAUAGAACUAAUUUUCCCGCCAGCACUUAGCAAGUAAUUUGGAAAACUUACAGAAUGCACUUAAAAAAUUGCUCAGUUACAUAUUCCCUUAAAAAAACUGUUUUAUUCUCGCAGGUGACACUCCAUUACAGACCAAUCAACAUUCAAUUCAAGAUACUCCCAAGAAAGCAAACAAACAAAGUAAUAAAGGGAUCGGUCAGGGUCAGCAGAAACUUCAUUCUCCUGGUCAGGUACCAUUGCCUUCAGAUCUUUCAUUGAAGUCAGGAAAAGAAAUGCCUGGUAAGCUAUUCACUGUGAUCAAGGUUUUUUCGGAAAGUCAUUUCUCAGUUUUAACCAUGGCACUUAUAUUUCAGUUGAACUUAAAUGUAACGAAUUCCGAAUAAAUACCAGAUAUAAAGAGCCAUGUUCGUCCGUCGAUACCACUUUUAACGGGCGAUGCCCCCACCUAUAACAAAGCUUUUAGUGAUAAUAGAUGUAAUAUAUUCUCUAGACUAAGUUUCCAUGAGAUAGCAUAGCCUUUAACGAGAACAAACUUUUAUCCCUAGUUGAAUUUAGUACGUUUAAAGUUCGGAAAGGUCUAGGAUUAUCUCUUAAGGUGGUACAAGAAAAGACGGUUGGUUAAAAUACAUACUUCAAUUUUUUGGAAUUAAGGUGAUAGUCUCUUCAGUUAUAGAAACAUAAUGGAUAUAGGAGACGACCCGAUACAAUAUACCUCCAUUACAAUGAACACUAUUUUCCCAAUAACUUAGCUCUUCGUUAUAUCAAUUUUCCCCGAAAUUAAAAAGCAUCUUAAAAUAAAUUGAAAGGAUUUGACCCGGAAAGUAACGAAUUGAAACGAAAUAGUUCGACUGCGCUCAGCCUUCAUGAACCUGGUCCAGUUUAAGGACACGGACCCGUUAUGUCCGCGAGCAUAAUCGACCACUUAGCGGUUUUUUGCACCUUAUACGUACUAUCAACUUGCUUUUAAGGAGGAAAAAGGCUUUCCAAAGUCUUUCAACCUUUCAGGAUAACUUCUUCAAGUUAACUAAAUGAAGGGCGUUAUUUUAACCAAAAAUAUUGGUCAUUCUUACUUAAAAGAAACUUGUUAACGCUACCAUUUACUAAUAGACAACCAAACAAAAAGGUCAAAAUAACCCUGUUGAUAGUUAUUUUAACUGCUUUUAAAUUAGUUAUUUCAAAUCAAUAGAAUCCAGUUAUUUCAAACCAAUCUAAAUUGGUCAAUCUGACUAAAACAAAAGGAUUCUCUCAGACGCAUUUUGCAACAAUUUUCAUUGGUUAUUUUAAGUCAAAUUUUACAAUGUAAGUUAAUUUAAAAAUCGUACCUUCCAUGCCAAGUCUCUGUUGACGUGUUCCCAGGCCUUUGCGGUCGGGCCAUAGACAUGUUCAUGACGAACGGGAAUCGGUCUUACAAGCAUUGACCACGUGAUACUAUAGGCGGGAAAAAGAUAAUGCGGAAUAACGAUGUUUGUUUGAGUACUUGACAAAAUUCAGUACCUUAUUCAUAGCUGCUUCCAUAAUUUUGCCGUUUUUUAACGACUUUUCCUUCUACCCUCCCUCAGAAGAGUGCACAGAUAGGUUUGUGUCACAGACGUGUAAGCAAUGGAAGGAUGGACAGAUGUGUAUGGACGACCGUUACAGAAAUUAUCUGACUUAUGGCUGUGCUUCCACAUGUCGGUUUUGUAGUAAGUACAGAUCUUCAGUUUUAUAACAUUGACGAAAGAAAUAUACAUUACGUACUGUUUAAAAACGAGUAGGAGUGUAUUAUCAGGCUUAAACUCGAGGCAAAGCCGAUAGCUUUUAAACCUGAUAAUACACGAAUGCGAGUUUUUUGAACGGCUUCAAAAUCUGUAAUAUAAAUCAAAUCAUUCUUGCACUAAUGUUUAGAUUUGGGGUUAUUUUGCUCUAAAAAUUGAACGAAAAGUUUACCCGUGUCUUUAUCAGAUAUAAAGACAAUGAUUAAACAUUUAUUGAUCUUUAUUUUUUUGUUCUUUGUUUAUGAAUUAUUAAUCAGUUUUUUGAAUUGCUCUUAGCUAUAUCUAUGAAAAAAAGUAAUCAUAUGCUGUAAGAUUUAAGUGACCUAUCUUUGGUACACGACUUUCACUUUGAAAGUGUAUCUUUCUCAGUUUCUAUGUUCCUAUGAUUCAACAUAGUCUAAGAUGUCUGCCGUCUCCACCCACUAAUUGGGAAGCACGGCGAAGAAGAGAGAGAUAGUGUCUCUCCGCACUGUAUCUACCCCCCCCCUACGGCCUACCCUACGCGACGGCUUAAGGGGUAGACACACGGCACGGAAAACGCACAAUCGUCAAUAAAGGUACCCUUCAAAUCAUCAUAUUCUCUUACUUUCUGUACAGUUCACUGUAAACUUCCUUUAGACAUGAACAUCCUUUUAAAGACAUCAAGGGCACCCAACGACCGAGACAUUGCCUUUUAUGAAAGGCACUACAGAGUCUUUCUGCGGCCAUACAGUAUUUAUUUUUCUUAAAAUGUCAUUUAAUCUCCUCCUGGUCAGAUUGCCGUGAUACAUAUAGAGAAAGCCCAUAUUGUGACGCGUGGAAAUCAAAAGGAUUUUGUAAACAAUAUAAAGAUCAGCUGGAUACUUAUUGCCCAAAAACAUGUGGAUUCUGUAUCAGUAAGUAUAACUGAUAUUUUUCCCCUGAAAACUCACACUCACACACACAAGCAACAUUUUAUGUCCCACACGCGACCUAGAUGCAACAGAAAAAUCAGAAUGACUAACGGUAGAGCUUAUUUUGUAUUUCUUUAUUUCCUCUUCUCUCAAUCAAGAUGCAAAGUACGAAGAAACCACAGUACCGCCUCAGAACACAACAGCUCCUACACCGUCCCAGAGCGCUACACCUCCAAGUUCCGAUCAAGAGAAGGCAAGACCAGUUAUUACGGUAGUUAAGAACGUUAUUCAACGUCACCCAGUGAGCGCGAGGUUUGCGAAUACUGGGAAACACCAAUUCCAAAAGAGGUUUGCCGUUAUUCAACAGGGAAGGAAAUUCAGCGCUGUGGUCUGUCAACGCUGA